This is a messenger RNA of Trachymyrmex cornetzi, 696 nucleotides long. RefSeq names its product putative gustatory receptor 28a. Lineage: Eukaryota; Metazoa; Arthropoda; Insecta; Hymenoptera; Formicidae. The transcript has 3 exons. The record is from RefSeq and is a predicted model, not a curated record. Gene Ontology annotation, biological process: male courtship behavior; sensory perception of taste; chemosensory behavior. The coding region runs from base 25 to 696 and encodes 223 amino acids. Gene Ontology annotation, cellular component: membrane; axon; dendrite.
AACUUAUUAGGAUUUCAAAUAGAUAUGCUAUACGUAAAUUGCGUUUGUGUCUUAAAGGCCUGUUUCAAAGAAAUCAACAAUAAUCUGGAGAAUCUACGGGAGCUGAUGAUGAAUAAUCCUAGACAGAUCUAUAAUCAUGAGCAAAGACAUCCGUUUUUGCUGAUAAAACUUAAGGCUCUGAAGAAGCAGCAUCUGAUGAUAAGUGAUACAGUGAAGAUGCUUAACAUGAUUUUCAGUCUGCAUCUUCUCGCUACCAUAGCUUUAUCCUUCAAGCAGAUAAUAUUCUACGUGUAUCUCAACGUAAUACAAUGGCAAAACGGGAUAUCCUUGAAUCAAGACGGAAUUGAUAAUGCAUAUUUCAUAUCAGUCUUAAUAUAUUACCUUAUAAGAUUAACAUUGAUAGUAUGGGCUUGCGAAACUGGCAAAAAUGAAGCGAUAAAAAUUGGCACUACCAUUCACGAUGUACUUAACAGCAUCAGCGAUGUGCAAAUCAAAAAUGAGUUAAAUUUGUUCUCCUUACAAAUAUUGCAUUGCGAUAAUACAUUCUCCGCGAAAGGUCUAACUAUAGAUGCAACGAUGCUCACUGCGAUGGUGAGUAGUAUUUCCACGUAUCUAUUAAUCUUAAUACAAUUUUUGAUCAUGACGCAUUCCUGCGACAGCAAGACAAAUGCAAUUAAUUAUAUAAAAGCAAUUUAA